AUGGCGUGGGAACAUCUCUCCAUCACCAAGCCACAUCUGGUGUACAUCAUCUUGGGUGGCUUCACCUCCCUUUUUAUGCUAUGCUCCUCCGUCAUCAAGGAGCGCAUGUACAUUGGUGAAGCGACAGUUGCGACACUCUGCGGCCUCAUAUUUGGCCCUCACGCUGCUAACCUCAUCAACCCGCAAUCAUGGGGAAACGUCGACAUCGUCACCAUUGAGUUCUCACGGAUAGUACUCGUGGUUCAGUGUUUUGCUGUUGGCGUCGAAUUGCCCAAAUUUUACAUGGAGCGGCAUUGGAAGUCGGUUAUUUUCCUCUUGGUGCCUGUCAUGGCCUUUGGCUGGUUGAUCACCAGCUUGGUCAUCUGGUGGAUGAUAACUCCCCUGUCAUGGCUAGAGAGCCUGGUCAUUGCAGCAUGCGUGACUGCCACUGAUCCUGUCCUGGCUUCUUCGGUUGUCGGCAAGGGAAAGUUCGCGAAAAGGGUACCCAAGCAUCUGCGGGAUCUACUCUCAGCCGAGUCAGGAUGCAAUGAUGGCAUGGCCUUUCCAUUUGUAUACCUGGCAUUAUACCUGAUUCAGGACCACAUGAACGCCAAGGACGUGACGUUUCACUGGUUUGUCUUCACCAUCCUCUACGAGUGUGUUUUCGGCGCCCUCUAUGGCUUCAUAAUCGGUUAUCUUGCUCGUCACGGGAUCAAGUACGCCGAGAAACACGAUCUCAUUGAUCGUGAGAGCUUCUUGGUCUUCUAUUUCGUUCUUGCCCUCUUUUGCGCAGGCUCAGGCAGCAUCCUGGGUAUUGACGAUCUUCUUGUUGGCUUCGCUGCCGGGGUGGGUUUCUCUAACGAUGGUUGGUUCGGCCAAAAGACCGAGGAGUCCCAUGUCUCCAACGUUAUCGACCUGUUACUCAAUCUUACAUACUUCGUUUACUUCGGCACGAUCAUCCCCUGGGAAAUGUUCAACAAUGCCGAUCUAGGCCUUGACGCGUGGAGGCUGGUUGUGAUCGCCAUUUUCGUCCUUCUUUUCCGCCGAAUUCCCAUCAUGAUGGCAUUAAAACCGCUGAUACCCGACAUAAAAACAUGGCGAGAGGCUCUGUUUGCCGGUCACUUCGGUCCCAUCGGUGUCGGUGCCAUCUUCGUCGCCAUUCUAGCUCGAGCCGAACUUGAGUCGGAAACGCCUGUGCCGCUAUCUGAGUUACCACCUCCAGGUUCCCCACAUUUCACUCUCAUCACGCUCGUGUGGCCCAUCGUAGCCUUCCUUGUGGUUACCUCCAUACUUGUCCAUGGAUCUUCCGUUGCCGUCUUCACGCUGGGCAAGCACAUCAACACGUUAACGUUGACCAUGUCAUACACCACAGCGCCGGAAGAUGGGCCGUCGUGGAUGAACAGGCUGCCUAGAAUCACGUCACAGUCCAGGUCGCAGGCCAGAACCAUGUCGGAUACGGAUACUGAUGAGCCAAAGAUGCCCGAGUAUCCGCCCGGAACUCUACCCCCAAUUGGGUUCCCUGGAAACUUCUUGCGUCGCGUGAGAGAUGACGAGAAGGAUGACUCCGGCAGGCAGCCACGGCGUGCCUUGUCAACCGGAAGAAAGAGGCGCAGCAGUAGAAAGAGGUGGGACGACGGAAUCGGGCCGGGCGGGCCAAUCUCAGAGUCCGCAAUCUUCCCGCGGCGCACCGAAAGCGACACGCCCAAUGCACCAGAGACACAGGAGGAUUCUAGGGCCUCGCCUUCAGACAACAACUCCUCGGAGCGUACCCAUGUUGGGGGCCAGAAUGGUGGCCAUUCUGAGAACGACUCGCAAAAGACAGAGACUCGUCCCGGAUCAGGACACGGCGGACAGGAAAACGAAAGAGGCCGCCAGGAAUCUGCAGUGCGCCUCUAUAGCGAGGGAGACCACCUAGUAAUUGAGAACAUGGAUGGAGACGUUAUUGCGCUUGACCCACAACCCCAGGAAGUCGUACCUCAGCCACCUGUAGGUGGUGAUGGGCAAGAGGCAGCAUCUGGCUGGUCAUACGACGCAAUAAAGAAGAAGCUGGGUGACUGGAAAGAGGGGGAGAUCCAGAAGCGUAACAGGGGCAAAGAAAAAACAAAGAAGCACGCUCCUGCGCGUGCGUAUCAAUUUGGAAAUACCAUCAUCGUUGAGGAUGAGGAUGGCGAAGUGCUGAAGAAGUACGAGCUGCCGUCAGGGAAGCCAGAGAAGGAAGGUGGUGACCUGGUGUCGCAAGGUUUGAAGAAAAUGGGUAUCGGAUCCAAGCAAAAGGGUGCGAGUGCCGAAAAUGCAAACGACAACGUCCCUCAGGCAGAUGGAGCACCAUCUAGCAGCAACCCCAAACCUACACAAAGGUCAAGGAAAAAGAGUUCGGCGGCUGAGGAGGCGGAUGAGGAAGAUGACAGGAACAUCCGCUUCAAAAUCGGUGGCGUUGGUCAGCGCAUGACCAAGGAAGACUUCAUCAGGGAAAUGCGCAAGCUGGACAAGAGCACCCGCCGUGAGGUCGUGGACCAGUCGUCGGCCUCGGUAGCGGUAAAGGCCUUGGCGAACCAGGAACGGCGUCCGGAAGACUCACCGAAGGCUGGCGACAGUCCCCGCGACGUCGGAAGGAGCCGGUUCACCUCACAGCCGUCUAAACCGACAGAAGCAGAGGCUGCAUCACGAAGUGGAGACCGAGACCAAGACGGUGAGACAGCUGCCGAGCGAAGACGAAGGUUGUCGGUGCUGAAACACAUGGAGUCGGAGGAUAUUAUCAAUGACAACACAGAGACGCCAGCAGAAAGGCGCAGACGCGAAGCUGCGCUGGGAAUAGGCCCCAGUGAUCAGGUGGCUGAGGCGGACAGCGACGACGAGGAUGGCUUACCGAGGGAACCCUCUGCCAGACGAGGAAUCCGGUUCGCCGAGCCUACCAGAGGCAACAAAUGA
Pyricularia pennisetigena is the source of this 2907-nucleotide messenger RNA. RefSeq lists its product as uncharacterized. The coding region runs from base 1 to 2907 and encodes 968 amino acids. The record is from RefSeq and is a predicted model, not a curated record. Gene Ontology annotation, biological process: regulation of membrane potential; sodium ion export across plasma membrane; intracellular potassium ion homeostasis. Gene Ontology annotation, molecular function: sodium:proton antiporter activity. Gene Ontology annotation, cellular component: plasma membrane. The transcript has 3 exons. NCBI's taxonomy places the organism in Eukaryota, Fungi, Ascomycota, Sordariomycetes, Magnaporthales, Pyriculariaceae.